GGGCUCUUGUUUUAGGCAUCUUCAAAGGAAGCUCUGACAUCUGAGCAUUGGAUUUGUAGAUGCAGGGGUCUCGCAACUCGAGGACCGUUGGUGGGAAUUGAGUGUUCAAGAAAAUCCUCGCAAAUUCAUGCUCCGUUCAGCACUUGAUUUCUGAAGGCAACAAGGUCGUCAUCUAGUUUUGAAAAGCUUCAUCGUUAGGCAUCCAUUAUUUGGUUCCAUAGAUAUAGAAGUCGUGCUUACCAUCGAGACCGACACCCAGUGGCUCCAUUUCCCGCGAGUUACACGUCACUGCAACCACCUCCUGAACAACUCAGCCUCCCACCUGCUCCAUCACAGCUUUACGACGGAGAGGCACUCGGCCGGCCUGCGACUGCCAAAAUGGCAACCAACAAUAUGCAUAACCUAACUACGCUCAUCAAGCGGUACGCUCCACCCAAGACCUUCUCAUCGCUAUAUCCCAGCCCUUAGACUUUACCUCGAUCCCAUACAUGCGCGCCGCAAUGCCCGUCGUUCUACGGUCCCAAGGAUGUGAAGAGUGGUUCGCUAAAAUAAAUGCCAGGCUGGAAGCUGCUACGACUCGAUUGGAAGACAUCGCCUCGUCAACCAUCGAGCUCCCCCAAGCCGUGCCCGUUCUGGCGCAAACCAUUGCUUCGGCCUCAACCUCAGGCAGCCCAGCACCGCCCCCACCCGUCUCAGCUCCGGAACCGCCCACGCCGCAGCCGAUACCCCAGGAGGACCUCCCCGAAUCAAUUGAGAGGUUCGACGAAUUUAUAGAGCAAUCGGUCGUCAAAUAUGUCAAGGCAAGCAACAAGCUGGGCGGCCUGGUUGCCGAGCAGGCCGUCAAGGUGCUCGAGGGCUUCAAGCAGCAACGCAGGUUCUUGCUUAUUUCCACCAAAGCCAAGAAGCCCAACCUGGCGGGCGCCGAGAUGGCUACUUAUCAGGACCUACUCAAGCCCAUCAACGAAGCACUCAUGGCCGUGAAUAACAUCAAGGAGUCGAAUCGCGGAUCGCCUGUGUUUGGUCAGUUGAGUGCCGUCGCCGAGGGAAUCAUGGUUCUCGCGUGGGUUACGGUGGACAACCGCCCGUACAAGCAUGUUGAGGAGUCGCUCGGCUCGGCGCAAUUCUUCGGCAACAGAGUGCUGAAGGAGCACAAGGACAAGGACCCCGAUACGGUUGAUUGGAUCAAGGCUUUCUACCAGGUUUUCCAAGACCUCACACAGUACGUGAAGGAAGAGUUCCCGAGCGGCAUUCCCUGGAAUCCCAAGGGUGAGCCUGCUGCGGCGGUGGCAAAAACGGUAGCGGCGUCAGGUGCUGCAGCUCUACCACCACCAGCACUUCCUGCUGCUGGAGGCGCGCCGCCUCCACCUCCGCCUCCGGGCCCGCCGCCGGUCCUUCAGAUCAAGGAACAGAAGGAAGAGACUACUUCCACAUCUGGCUUAGGCUCGGUAUUCAGUGAGUUGAACAAGGGAGCCGACGUGACGAAGGGAUUGCGGAAAGUGGACAGGUCCCAGAUGACACAUAAGAACCCCUCUCUACGAGCUUCGUCUACCGUUCCAGAUCACGACGGCUCGGCUCGUGGCAAGAGCCCGGCUCCCGGAAAGAAGCCCAAGCCCGAAAGCAUGCGGAUUAAGAAGCCGCCGAAGAAGGAACUGGAUGGCAAUAAAUGGACAAUUGAAAAUUACGAAAAGCACGCUGAACCCAUUGAAAUUGAAGCCACCAUUUCACAAUCGAUCCUCAUCUCCAAAUGCAAUCAUACGACCAUCAUCAUCAAGGGCAAGGCUAACGCGGUGACAAUCGAGAACACGCAGCGCCUGUCUCUUGUCGUCGAUAGCCUUGUUUCCACCGUUGACGUGGUCAAAUCCGCCAACUUCGCCCUCCAGAUCAUGGGCGCUGUCCCGACCAUUAUGCUGGACCAACUCGACGGCGCUACCGUGUACCUGAGCAAGGAGAGCAUGGCAACGCGUCUCUACUCCAGCAAGAGCGCCGGCAUCAACCUCAACGUCAUCGCGAACGGCGACGAGGAUUACAAGGAGUUGCCGCUACCGGGCCAGUUCUGCACUUACUUUGACGAGAAGAAGGGCGAGCUGGUCAACGAGAUUGUUGAGCACGCAGGCUGAACCACUUCUCAAUCUCAACUAGACUCUUAGGUGCUGAAUUGUACGUCAUGUGCAGCGCUUGUGGAACUUGGGCGAAGAAUUCGGAGGGUUGGAUCAAGUACGUUACGUGUAGAACCAACAGGAGUAGGGGCUAGGUUGGGGAUGGGAGGUUGCUUGUAGGUUCAGGAGGCCAGCAUAGCAGCGCUUUCGCGCCGGACUUGACUUUUUUACUCUUCAACUCAUCAACACCACCAUUGUAUUGUGUAGACAGCAUUUACAAUAUCGCAUUCCUACCCCACUCAGUCUAAUUUUGCUAGAUUGAAAUUCAAGAGUGAUACAAGUAACCAAUUGACCAUGCGUGGACUUGUCGAGGUUUCUUUUAUUGAGUUUUAUGCAGCUAGUUGGUCUAACUUAUUCCCGCCAACUCC
This is a messenger RNA of Pseudomassariella vexata, 2524 nucleotides long. Its product is annotated as adenylate cyclase associated N terminal-domain-containing protein. Gene Ontology annotation, biological process: cytoskeleton organization; regulation of adenylate cyclase activity. Gene Ontology annotation, cellular component: cytoplasm. Bases 489 to 2117 code for a protein of 542 amino acids. NCBI's taxonomy places the organism in Eukaryota, Fungi, Ascomycota, Sordariomycetes, Amphisphaeriales, Pseudomassariaceae. Gene Ontology annotation, molecular function: adenylate cyclase binding; actin binding. The record is from RefSeq and is a predicted model, not a curated record. The transcript is spliced from 2 exons.